Molecule: messenger RNA, 2412 nt
Organism: Homarus americanus (American lobster)
Lineage: Eukaryota; Metazoa; Arthropoda; Malacostraca; Decapoda; Nephropidae
Gene: Reg-5
Product: rhythmically expressed gene 5 protein-like
Exons: 4
Coding region: 251-997 (248 amino acids)
Source: RefSeq, a predicted model, not a curated record
CUAACAGUUUCUUGCUAGCGCUCGCUGGGGUACCUGUGCCUUCUAGGUCCGCCUCCCUCUUCGGACGUUUACACUCACACACACACACACUUUACGGGACUUUGUGGACGCUUGUGUAUCACCUCACCCACACUAAGUCCGUGUGGUCAUAUCUAUUCGACACAAGUUCUAACUUCAGCUGUUCAAGGUCAUCCUCUACGUCCUUUUUGCUACCCUUCAUCUGCGUAACGACCCAAGAAAUUAUUUCAAGAUGCUGGCAAUCAAGACUCUAGUAGUGCUGACACUUGGCACUAUGGCAACCUCUUCAGCCAUUCCUAUCUGGGAACUCCUCACUCGUCAGGAAAAGAUGGGACGCCUGAUGUACGUGUUCAUCCACCUGGUAGAUCAAUACUGCAAGAACUCCGACAUCCCUGACUGUAGUAAGGUGCUGAUGCUGUAUGGCAUGUCCAACCUGGUGAACGAGGAAGAAGACGCCCUUGACUACCUCGAUCCUUAUCAGAGGAACUCACGUGGCAUCAUCUGGGCGAAGGUCAUGAAGGGCGACUUUAAGCUUCCUUCAUACAAGAAUUUGUACUCCAACGACGUGGCUGCCCCUGUUGAAGACUACGACCUGGUGAACGAGGUGCAGGACGGCCCCUCCUACCCUUCCCCCUCCCUCAACUUCCACAAGACCGUCAAUGAUCCUCACCCCUAUGCCGUACGCGUACCCGCCCCUGCCAAGAUCACCGCCACCCAUGCCGCCCACAGCAGCCAUCCCUACGCUGUCCGUGUGGCUCCUCCUACUUCUCCUCCUGCAGUCAACAAUGAGCCCCUGUCACCCAUGGGCAUCAAGGCCAGCGCUGACUUCGAGCCCAUGAUGACUGAAAGCCGCAUCUCAACUUCCCUUGUGCACCGCCUCUUGCCCAGCUCCUCCCCCCGGCGGUUGGUGCGUGCCAGACGUGAGGUCUUCCCCGAGCACCAGAUGAAGGAAUUGCUCUCACAUGUUCUCAGGAAGUGAAGACCCUGAGCUUUUUCUACCCAGUACCUCUUCCUCCUCCUCUUCCUCCUCAGCUGUUGUACAAUUAGAGGUCGUCAAAAGUACGUGAGGUGAGGCCAGGUGGAGUCCCACGUCUCGCCACUACUGCUUUAAGACUGGCAGUCGAGGAAGGUUCCUGAAGAGAGAAUACCUGUGUUCCAAUUAUAAGAGGCUUUUUAGACGUUAAUGCUUUAUUGAUAUUUAAGUGGCAAGUCUGCCAGUGUAUAUAGAAAUGUAAAUAGUAUUUAUAUAUAUAUAAAUAUAUAUCUGUGUGUAUCUAGUCAACAACAUCAGUGGUGUGCUGCUUGAUCGAUGUCGACAUCUUUGCCACAUCGUGAAUGCAGCGACACGGAACAGCUCACUGAGAGUCGUGGUCAGUGACACUUCUGAAGUAUCAAGUGUAAACAUAAUUCUCCACGAUCAUGAGGCUACAAAAAACAGUUGUCUCUAACUUGAGCAACUUUCAAGACCAACACGUGGGCUGUGAAAAGUGCAGCAGCAGCCUGGACGCUUUCCAGCACCACCUUUAACGGUUGCUGCACCAUCAACAACCAAACCAUCAAUUCCUGUUACCAUCUGCAGUCUUCAUCUUCAUCGCUCACUGUAGCCAUCAUCAUUCAUAUCACCAUAUAUUUAGCGGCCACCAGCCCCGACAGUCGCCACUCCCGAGAGGUGUCACCAACAACUUAGACAUGUGAGGGUGAAUAGAACUCUCGACUGUCUAACAACACAGACCCUCAAGACUUGGAGCUUAAUGUCUACUGUGCUGCGCCUACAAUAAGAGUCAUAAAGAUCAAUGGCAUCUUAACAUCUUAGUAAGUCCAGGACAGAUUUGGGAAAUCUUCAAAUGAGUUUGAAGGAAACGUGUUCUCUGUUUCUUCUCUCUCCAGACCAGUGUGUGAAGUUCUUACCACCGUCAGAAACAACUACCUGUAAUUCCUCCAAAACUCUUGUACUCUGGAAGACGAUGUACCGUCACAAGAUAACGUCGUGCGUUACAUUUACACCAUCGGGAGUUUCUUUAUAACAGAAUCCUGAAGAUCAUUUUUAUUUCACAUCCCCGAGAAAAUAAUUGCUGGUCCGUGGCAUAAAAACAACGCCAGUAUAAAUGAUCAACAGCACCUGAAAUUGGUCUCCAUCCGGCAACGACAAGCUUUUAGAAGCAAUCCUUGACGCAGGAUCGCCUGCCUGCAGUGGGAUGGUGGAGCACUGCUGAAGGAGCCGCCGACCAAGUGACAACACACUGGGGUCCACUCAUCUACAUUACCCAUAUUGUUAUUGUUAUGCCUCAUUACUUUAUGUCAUGUUUCAUUGUCUUGUAUUUUAUUUCAUGAUGAUCAACUGAAUGUUAUUUGUUGUAAAUAUUGUACAAAUAAAUCAUUUGUUAUGAGUAUAAA